AUGUUUCCUUCAUCGAGAAAGUUAGAAGAUUCUGAUAAGGGAGCAUUACUACGCAACUUCCUUUUGAAAAUGUUGAUUGUUGUUCCGUUGUUUCAUUGUUCAAAAUAUGCAGAGGAUUAUUCAAAAAUUAACAAUGAAGCAUACGAAAAAGUAGUAUUUUCAUUUUAUGACGGAACGUUCGAAAAAGGAAAAGAGUUAACGAAAAAUGAAUGUAUGAGAGUGUUCGAACCGUUUUGGCAUCACUUCUUCAACAAAACAGUAGCACCGAUUGGGAAACUGAAACUAGAUGCUGAAGAGUUGAUGGCGAUUAUUUGGUUGGUAUUUUUUGAUCAUGGUUACACGAACAUCUCGUCGCAUUGCGUAGAAACGUGUCGAAACAUCAAAAAAGUGAUUCUCCGAGAGUUGAAAAAUUAUCAAAGCGAGGGAAACCACGACGAGUUUAGAUUUAUUGAUACCAUCGAAACGCUGAAAAUAAUUGCGAAGGAAGAAAUACGAGUAAUGGACGCAUUUCUUGUUUAUGAAUUGUAUAAUGUUCGAAUACAUAAUGACUUCAUGGCGAUAGUCAAGGAGGAGAGAUAUUGA
Molecule: messenger RNA, 582 nt
Organism: Caenorhabditis remanei
Lineage: Eukaryota; Metazoa; Nematoda; Chromadorea; Rhabditida; Rhabditidae
Exons: 4
Coding region: 1-582 (193 amino acids)
Source: RefSeq, a predicted model, not a curated record